AUGUCCAUGGCCCUUUCAUGGUUGUUCAUCUGCCUUGCUUUGACGCUGGCGGAGGCCAUCGUGAGCGAAUCACCUCAAGAUGAAUCUCUGCAGUCAGCUGCCCCACGCUUGCUCCUCUUCUGGCCGGUGGAUGGGUCGAAAAGGACCGUGGCGCUGGUGAAGAAGAACGUGAGGUAUGUGAAGUCCUCGUUGGGCAGGAACUGCUGCAAAGUCUUCCUGGCCCACUACAAAGGAGACGCGGCGCCCUUCGGCGCGGCUUGGUAUCGGCGGAACGUGGUGGGAAACCUCAGUGCUUCAGGUUACAAAUUCAGAUUUAUGCAAGAAGCAUAUGCCCAGUCUGAGUUGCAGGAGCCCUGGUCCAGCAGCUACGACUAUGUCUGGGGCUUGGAUAGUGAUGUGGACCUCACAGGGACCAAUUUGACGCGGCUCUUCGAGUUGACGAGGGCCUCGAAGGCCUUGAUCGUUGGCCCCACCUUCAUCGGCUCAGGUGUGAAUCAGAAGCACCCUGGUGGUGACUUGAAGAAGGGCAAGAGGAAGAUGCGGCAGGUGAAGCGCAAGCGUCGCCCGCCGGCGCAGCGGAGCGUGGAGGUCUCUCCGGGUGGUGCGGAAGUGGCCGCUGAUGCGCACAUGGAUGAUCCUCCGGAGCUGGGUACCUUCAUCGAGGGCGAGAGGAACGAUGGAGCUUUGAGCGACGUGGCCAGCUCGCGCGCCGCGCGCGCCGGCAUUUGGCGCUUCGAACGGCCGGAUCCACGCUGCGACUAUCGCCACACGGACUUCGUGGAGCUCACCGCGCCGCUGCUGAGCAUGGCCGCCCUGCCGUUGAUCUUCAACGAGUGUAGCAGUUGCAUCCAUGAGAAGUCAGAUUGGGGGCUGGAUAUGGUCUGGUGCAACUUCUUAGCCUCCAAGACUGGUGCCUAUAGUUGCGCUUUGUUGGAUGCCACGCCGGUGAAUCACCUCAAUUGGAAGCAGGCCAUGCCCUCGAAGCUCUUCUACGACGCCAAUCGCGAAGUCCAUCGGAAGUAUCGCCGCUUCUGGGCGCACAUGAAGACGUUGAGUUGCGUCGCAGAUCCGGAGAGAACGACCAUCUCUGCCGAGGGCCUGGCGCCGAGCACGAGGCACCUGGUGCGGAAGGAGCCCAGCCAUUGA
This is a messenger RNA of Durusdinium trenchii, 1146 nucleotides long. The record is from the annotation of a GenBank genome assembly. Lineage: Eukaryota; Dinophyceae; Suessiales; Symbiodiniaceae.